Messenger RNA from Eupeodes corollae, 5324 nucleotides. Its product is annotated as glycogen debranching enzyme. The coding region runs from base 220 to 4896 and encodes 1558 amino acids. Gene Ontology annotation, biological process: glycogen catabolic process; glycogen biosynthetic process. The transcript is spliced from 10 exons. Lineage: Eukaryota; Metazoa; Arthropoda; Insecta; Diptera; Syrphidae. Gene Ontology annotation, molecular function: 4-alpha-glucanotransferase activity; amylo-alpha-1,6-glucosidase activity. The record is from RefSeq and is a predicted model, not a curated record.
AACGUAACGACAAUUGAAAUGCUAUAAAGUGUAAAGAAGCUUAAAAUUAAAUCGAUGCAAUUCAGUUUCCUUGUUCUAAGUUUAAUUUUGUGACUAUUUUUUUGUUUUAUUGUUUUGAUUGUUGCGAUUUAAAGUUAAGAGCGACUAACGGGCGCCUUGAUAGUUUUGCUUGAUCGAUAAAUACAUACAAUUGACGAGAACGAUUUUGAAAUUAUUGAAAUGGGCACCGACCUCGAAAUAGUUACCAUAGCCCUGCAACAGGGCAACAUGGAUAGCAGUUUGUUCCGACUGAAACGUGGUUCGGUGCUGAGAUUAAACCCAGAUGCAUCUCUACUGGGAAAAGAAAUAAUCCUCUAUACAAACUAUCCUGGCGAUGGUAAGAAAGAAUUCAUUCGGACGGAUAAUCGAGUUCUUGAUUGGCACUCGAAAUAUGGAAAGCAAAUUACUUCACCAAAAAACCAAUACGUCCAUGUUGUUGAUAUUGAUGCGUAUGCUGAGGUGAAAGUUAACAUUUCUGGAACCUUCCGUUUCUUUUUCAAGGAGAAAGAUAGGUUAGUUAAGAACAUUUCUCUCAGUUCCACAAAUCCGUAUUUUAAUAAAAAAAAAUGUACUUUCAUUAGUGACGAAAAGGAACCAAGUGGAUCUCUUUAUGUCCAAGUUGAGCCAACUCUUCAUGUCGGACCACCAGGAGCACAAAAAAUCAUUCCUUUAGAUUCGGUUCGUUGUCAAACUGUUCUCUCCAAGUGUCUGGGUCAAAUUGAUACUUGGGAAGCCAAAUUAAGAGUUGCCAAGGAGUCCGGUUAUAACGUAGUUCAUUUUACACCAAUCCAAGAACUAGGUUUAUCUCAUUCGGCUUAUUCUCUACGCGAUCAGUUGAAAGUGAAUUCUCAUUUUGGUCCCAAGGGAAAAGUUUCCUUCGAAGAUGUUGACAAAGUUAUCAAGAAGUUACGUCACGAGUGGGGAAUUGCUUCAAUUUGUGAUAUUGUUCUUAAUCACACUGCUAACGAGUCCAACUGGCUGGCAGAUUAUCCGAAUGGCACCUACUCCUGCCACACUUGUCCCUAUUUGAGACCGGCAUUUUUGUUGGACGCUCUUCUGGUUAAAGCGGGCUCUGACAUUGAGGAGGGACUUCUUGAACAAGUUGGCGUUCCGAAAAUCAUCGAUCAAGAAAGCCACUUGGACGCCUUGCGUCACCAGCUUAAGACAAACUAUCUUCCAAAGGCCAACAUCCAUGAAUUAUAUCAAUGUCAUCUGCCAAAGAUUGUCAAUGAAUUCGAUCAAUUGGUUCGAAGCAAGCCACCACCUGGAAAGAAAAUCCAACCUGCCGAACGUCACAAGGAAAUCGUUCUGAUUCAAGAUCCAGAAUAUAGACGCUUUACGUCUACCAUUGAUAUGACAUUGGCUUUGGAUAUCUUCAACACUUUCCAUGCCGAUUGCUUUGAUGAAGAAUCACGUAUCAGGAAGUGUACUGACGCCUUCCGUCAGCACUUGCAGACUUUAAACGAUAAUGUAGCAACUGAAAUUUGGGAAUAUCUACACACCGCUGUGGAGAAUUGUCUUUCGGGUGUUCGGUAUGAGCGUGUUCAGCCGGAUGGUCCAAGGAUCAGGGUCAUUUCAGAGAAGUACCCAGUGUUCAUGCAAUAUUUUACUCACCUCGUGGUGGAAAGGCGAACUCCAGCGGAAAUUGAAGAGCGUAUGUAUGGUGAGGAUGGAAAAUAUCUAAUGGCCCACAAUGGUUGGGUCAUGGGAGCAACUGAUCCUUUGAAGGAUUUCGCCGAACAGCAGCCAGGUCGGGCUAACGUCUAUCUCAAGAGGGAGUUGAUCUCCUGGGGAGACAGUGUCAAACUGCGCUAUGGUGAGAAACCUGAGGAUAGUCCGUAUUUGUGGGAGCACAUGCGAAAAUACGUCGAGACCACAGCCAAGAUCUUCGAUGGUGUCCGUUUGGACAACUGUCAUUCAACACCUCUGCAUGUUGCUGAAUAUCUUCUUGACGCUGCACGAAAAGUCAAUCCCGAUUUGUAUGUGGUAGCCGAGUUAUUCACAAACUCCGAUGCUACGGACAACGUUUUUGUAAAUCGAUUGGGAAUCACUUCAUUGAUCAGGGAAGCCCAAUCGGCCUGGGACUCCCAUGAGGAAGGCAGACUUGUCUACAGGUAUGGAGGUGAGCCUGUUGGAGCUUUCCAAGUCUCUCCCAAGCGCCAUUUGGCUCCAAACAUUGCACAUGCUCUGUUCAUGGAUCUGACACAUGACAACCCCUCGCCCAUUGAGAAGCGUUCGGUGUAUGACUUAUUGCCAUCGGCUGCUUUGGUUUCGAUGGCUUGUUGCGCAACUGGAAGCAACCGUGGAUACGAUGAGCUGGUACCUCAUCACGUCCAUGUUGUUGAUGAGCAACGAGAGUACCAAGAAUGGGGAAAAGCAGUUUCACACAAAACUGGAAUUAUCGGAGCCAAACGAGCUUUGAAUCUUCUCCACGGCCAAUUGGCGGAGGAAGGCUUCAGUCAGGUCUAUGUCGAUCAAAUGGAUCCCAAUGUCGUCGCCGUUACUCGACACUCUCCCAAGACUCAUGAAAGUAUUAUUCUUGUCGCCCACACCGCUUUCACUUACCCCGAUCCGUAUGCCGGACCAACACCUAUUCGUCCGCUUCGUUUCGAAGGUUGUCUCGAUGAAGUUAUUCUCGAAGCUGAACUCCGUAACAAAGGCCCUAAACCAUUCGAUCAUCCCUCACCGCUCAAGAAGUCUGACAAGGUCAUUAAUGGCUUUGAACAGUUCGAGUUGAAUGUUCGUGAGCAUAUUUCUUUGGCUGAUUCGAAUAUAUUCGCCAAGGAACCAGUUAUCGAUGGCAAUAUGACACAGUUGAACUUUGUGAAUCUGAAGCCUGGAUCUAUUGUUGCUGUAAGGGUGUCCCUGAAUCCAGCCACUCGUCCCAGCUUUGAAAAACUGCACGGCAUUGUUACCGCUUUGCAGAAGGAAGUCGGUCCAGUUCAUGCCGAGUUGGCCACCAUUAUCGCCGAUCUCGAUUUCGUUGAUCUGAAUAGAGCUUUGUUCAGUUGUGAUCAGGAAGAAAGAGAUCUUGGUUUGGGAGGAGCUGCAUAUGAUAUUCCCGGAUAUGGACCAGUCGUUUAUUGUGGUUUGCAAGGCUUUAUUUCGAUUUUGACUGAUAUCGCACCAAAGAAUGACUUGGGUCAUCCUUUGUGUGACAAUCUCAGGAACGGCGAUUGGAUGAUGGAUUACAUCUCACAGAGAUUGAGACGUUUCCAGGAUUGCAAGAAGCUCGCCAAAUGGUUGAGACUUGCGUUUGAGCCAUUGAAGACAAUUCCAAGAUAUUUAAUUCCAUGCUACUUUGAUGCUAUCCUCAAUGGAGUCUAUCACAUGCUUGUUGAACAUGCCUAUUCCUUGAUGCCUGAGUUUAUUCGUAAAGGAAGUAACUUCGCUCAAUCUCUGGGUUUGGCCACCAUUCAAUUCCUUUCCAUAUGCAAGACAGCCAAUUUGCCAAAGUUCAGUCCAAGCAUUUUGCCUCCACCACCACCAGAACAGUGUGUUACUCUAUCAGCCGGUCUUCCUCACUUCGCCACUGGCUACUUGCGUUGCUGGGGUCGUGAUACAUUUAUCGGCCUUCGUGGUAAUCUUUUCCUCACAGGCAGAUUCAAUGAAGCUCGUUACAUUAUCAUUGGCUUCGCUGAAUGUUUGCGUCACGGCUUGAUUCCAAAUCUUCUCGAUGGCGGAGCUAAUCCACGCUUUAACUGUCGCGAUGCCGUUUGGUGGUGGCUUCAUAGCAUUAAGCAAUACGUCAGCGAAGCACCAAAAGGCAAGGAAAUUCUCAAGGACAAGGUGUCCAGAAUCUUCCCUACAGACGAUUCUCCACAUUGCUCGCCUGGCGAGCACGAUCAAUUCCUUUACGAUGUGAUGCAAGAAGCACUGAAUGUUCACUUCCAAGGGUUGCAAUAUCGUGAACGUAAUGCAGGUUACGAAAUUGAUGCUCACAUGAAGGACAAAGGCUUCAACAAUCAAAUUGGUGUAAACCCCGACACUGGCUUUGUGUUCGGAGGAAAUGCUUCAAAUUGUGGCACAUGGAUGGACAAAAUGGGUUCGUCGGAAAAAGCCAACAACCGAGGCAGACCAAUAACGCCACGAGACGGAUCAGCUGUAGAAAUGGUCGGUCUACAAGUUUCAGCUUUGAGAUUCAUGGAACAGCUUAGCAAGGAGGCAUUGAUUCCUCACAGAUCUGUGGAAAGAUACGGAAAAAAUGGUGAGAAAACAACAUGGACCUAUGGCGAAUGGGCGGAUCGCAUUCAUGAAAACUUCGAGAAAUACUUCUUCGUUACAAAAGAAGAGCGUGGCCCAUUGGCUAAUAAGAAGCUCAUCUACAAGGACUCCCUAGGAGCAACCCAAAAGUGGACUGACUACCAACUGCGUUGCAACUACCCCAUUGCCAUGGUUGUAGCUCCAGAACUCUUUAAUCCCUUCAAUGCUUGGCAAGCACUUGAAGUUGCGAAAAAGCAUCUCCUAGGACCUCUCGGAAUGAAGACUCUCGAUCCAGACGAUUGGAACUACCGAGGAAACUACGACAACAGUGAUGAUUCGGGAGAUUCAACAGUUGCGCACGGAGCAAACUAUCAUCAAGGACCCGAAUGGGUUUGGCCAAUUGGUUUCUAUUUGAGAGCUAGAUUGAUUUUCGCCAAGAAAUGUGGAUACCUCCCUGAGACUAUUGCCGAGACAUGGCAAAUCCUUCAAGCGCACUUGAAAGAAAUUCAAACAUCCCACUGGCGGGGAUUACCUGAGUUGACUAACGAAAAGGGAGCCUUCUGUCGUGACUCUUGUCGAACGCAAGCUUGGAGUAUUGCUACUGUCCUAGAGGUCCUUCAUGAUCUUCAUCAUAUAGGAGGCGAUUUAUUGUAGAUCUCGAACCGUUUAACCGUUGAUUAGAUUUGAAUACAAUUAAACUGCCACAUGAGACAUGAUAUGGCUAAAACAAAUUGAAAUACUCCACAUUUUUUAUAUAAAACGAGACGACCGACCGACUCCCCCAAAAAAUUAAGUGACAAAAAGAAAGAAAUAUUUGUUAUCAAUAAUGUUUGUUAUUAGUUUUAGUUUUUUAGCUGUUUGUCUGAACCACAAAAAUAUGAGUCUGGGGAGCUUUACAGUUUCAAAACUUACAACCUCCCUUCUCAAGUGUUUAGUAAUAAGAGUUCUUUUAUGUAAUACAUCACUUCUUGCUUUAUUAUUAUUAUUUAUCGUGUUGAUUGAAAAGUUUCAUUUUUAUAAUAUUAAGCAAACUAUAUUUACAAUAAAUAAUAAUAUUUUAUCAAACCAAACCACAAGACGAA